Messenger RNA from Penicillium crustosum, 981 nucleotides. Its product is annotated as carnitine:acyl carnitine antiporter. The transcript is spliced from 4 exons. Gene Ontology annotation, cellular component: mitochondrial envelope. Bases 1 to 981 code for a protein of 326 amino acids. Gene Ontology annotation, molecular function: O-acyl-L-carnitine transmembrane transporter activity. Lineage: Eukaryota; Fungi; Ascomycota; Eurotiomycetes; Eurotiales; Aspergillaceae. The record is from RefSeq and is a predicted model, not a curated record. Gene Ontology annotation, biological process: carnitine transmembrane transport; mitochondrial transport.
AUGUCCACCUCUACCUCCCCCACCACGCAGCAGCUGAAAGAAGAGAUCAAGGUUGUUGAGACCAAGGCUGUCAACCAGACAAUUGUACAGCUGCGUUCUCUCGCAGCUGGUGCCGCUGGUGGUCUAUGCGCUGUGGUUGUCGGACACCCGUUUGAUCUGGUGAAGGUGCGCCUGCAGACGGCCGAGAAGGGCAUUUACUCAGGUGCCAUGGAUGUGGUCAGGAGGACAGUUGCCCGUGAAGGAUUGGCUCGAGGAUUGUAUGCCGGUGUCUCCGCGCCGCUUGUUGGAGUUACUCCCAUGUUUGCCGUCAGCUUUUGGGGUUACGACGUGGGCAAGACUCUCGUGAAUAAGUUCUCCACCGUCCCCAUCAAGAACGACACCCCGCAGUACUCUAUUGCCCAGAUCUCUUCUGCGGGUUUCUUCUCCGCCAUCCCCAUGACCCUGAUCACGGCACCCUUCGAGCGUGUUAAGGUCCUCCUCCAGAUCCAGGGCCAGAAAACUCUGGCCCCGGGUGAGAAGCCCAAGUACUCCGGUGGUAUGGAUGUCGUGCGCCAGCUGUACAAGGAAGGCGGUGUUCGCAGCGUGUUCCGUGGUAGCGCUAUGACGUUGGCGCGUGAUGGUCCCGGCUCGGCCGCUUACUUCGCGGCCUACGAGUACAUCAAGCGCUCCUUGACUCCCAAGGAUGCCGAAGGCAAUGUAACGGGCGAGCUCUCCCUAUCCGCCGUUGUGUGUGCUGGUGGUGCUGCCGGUAUCGCCAUGUGGAUUCCGGUCUUCCCCAUUGACACUGUCAAGUCUCGCUUGCAGAGUGCAUCGGGCAAGCCUACCAUAGGUGGCGUUGUCCGCUCGGUUUACGCUAGCGGCGGUUUCAAGGCCUUCUUCCCUGGAUUCGGUCCAGCUCUUGCUCGUGCAGUGCCUGCCAAUGCCGCCACUUUCCUCGGCGUUGAACUGGCACACAAGGGCAUGAAGAAGCUCUUUGACUAA